Messenger RNA from Scaptodrosophila lebanonensis, 6748 nucleotides. RefSeq names its product serine-rich adhesin for platelets. NCBI's taxonomy places the organism in Eukaryota, Metazoa, Arthropoda, Insecta, Diptera, Drosophilidae. Bases 419 to 4960 code for a protein of 1513 amino acids. The record is from RefSeq and is a predicted model, not a curated record. The transcript is spliced from 12 exons.
UAAUAAUAGCAAUGACGUGAAAGCCAAACGCAAGCUUCGUUACGCGAUCGGUUGAAUGAAGGGUGCCAAAAGUAAUAUUUAAUCAAGGUCGUCUACAUUCCAGUAAAGUAUUUACUGUUCAAUAAAACAAAUACAUUUAAAAAGCAAACACAACUUAGUGCAGAUAAAUAGUGACCGAGUGUGCAAAUAAUUAUUGAAUGAAUGAUCCGUCAGCUGGCAGCAAUACAGCUUUCAAUUUAAUUGCGACACCUGAAAAUUGAAACCUUAUGGUGUGUAACAGAGGCUGAUAAGAUAAGAGAAGCCACCUGAUAACAGGUACAAGCAAAAAUAAAAAAUAUAAAUAAAAGUAAAAAAGUGUACAAUCAGAGAUACAAAUAUAGUCAACAGGCCACAGUGACAAUAAGAGCACUCGAACCCAAUGGGCAAGUGUGUGUCGCGCCAACCAACAACAGCCGCACAUCAUCAAUCUGUGUUGACAAUAACGCUAUCCGAACAGGAUUUGGCCCAGACGCACAAACUAUGGCAACAGUUGACAUCGAGUAAUGAAUAUGUAGCAGCCACAGAAUCCACAGUCGACCCACAAGAUGAGCCUUUCUACUAUUGCAUAAGUCACAAAAAGCCAAAGCGUGAAGCUGCAGACAACGAAUCGGAAGCUCUUCUGCACUUCGAGACAAUCUAUAAUAAUGUUCUGGCUGCCGAAGGACCAAACGACUACACUUGUCAGGAAUUUCUAUUGCAGGAGCUGGCACAGUUUAUGGAACAAGCCGAUGUCGUCAGUCUGAGCAGCCUGGCUAAGCCCGAACAAGAGCCAGAGCAAUGGACAGUGGAUUGUGGACAGAGAAUAAAUCGUCCUGCAGAGCUGCAACUAAAACGGCGGCCCACUGGUUGUCUUGGAAACGCCAAAGAGGGUCAGACGGAGAGCAAGAAGCAAGGAGGUGGGGGCGGCAAGGCGAGUCGUCGGAACAAUGGCGAACAGGGCGAGCACACAUUACACACCAAAGGGACAGCCAUGUCCUUUGGAUUCCGCAAAAAGCUCAACUCGACGCCCAAGAAGUUCAAGAAACUGUUGGAGGGCACCACCGACCGUGGCGGCGACGGGGACUCCAAAACCCCGGAGCCCAUCAAAGACGACAAUGGGAAUGCAGCCACCCCUCCACCCGUACAUUUCGAGAAAGUGGGCGCCGCAGCUCAGCGUGGAGCGACAGGCGCGGCCGGCAAUCGCUUUGGAUAUCGCGGACAAAUGCCACGCCCCGCUUCCACAGGCUUGGCGACCAUGACCGGCGAGGAGUCAACCACAGAGAACAACAACAACAAUAACCACAAUGGCAAUGCAACGGCCAGCAACACCAACAAUAACCCCAACAACAACAACAAUAAUAAUGCCGGCGUCCUCGUCAGCAAUUUGAAGCGUCGUUCGAAGAGCGCGCACGCAGGCCGUACCUUGGACGGCACCCAGAGCGAUGGCGAGCCAAAAAUAACACAACCAAAGACACUGACGUUCAAUCUGAAUCAGAACACAACCAUUGAGUACCAGCGGCGUCAGUUCUUCGGCGAGAUCGUAGACGGCACAUCUCAGACAACCCGGUGUGGCUCACGCAGCCAGCAGACGACGGCACAACGCUACAACUACAACAAUCUGGCCAGUAUGCACGCGAAUGUCAUCGUUCGCCCCACUCCCCGUGCCGCUCCCGCCAGCUUUGCCAAGUUCACGUUGCAAACAGUUAGUCUCCCACGGCCAGAAUAUCCUGUGGCCAUCAGUCUAAGUGCUACCACGCCCACAACGCCCAGCAGCAGCAGCGUUCAGUCGCCGAUUCCAGCGCAUGCCACAGGCGCCCGAGCCAAGGAUACGACUACUUCAACAACAACAACCACAACACGUCAGCACCCGCUGACCUCGGUGCACGCCCAACCCAUCGGAGGUAACCUCCGGCAACUGGAUCAGAAGAGCGUCAAGCAGUUGACGAACAAUUCGACACGUCGCGGCUUCUCCGGCAGUCGUGAGAUUAGCGCCGAUUCGGGUAUAGCCAGCAUGGACAUGGCGCUAGAUAGCUCGGGUAGUUGCAGCUCGGGAGCUACGCGUCGUACCUCAGUCGCUUCCCCCAAACGCAGUCGCAGUCGACCGCGUAAUCUGCAGAUGGUGAUGAGCGGACGCCACACAUUUGAGGUGCGGGACCUAGACGAUCCGCCUUCUAGCGAGUCCAGCUCUUUUGUGGAGACACUGGCCUUGCCCAAGCUGCCCACAGACAGCAAUCAGAGCAUGCCCUUGCCACUGGUGGGACUCGUACGCUCCAAUACCGUGCUCAGUCGCGAGAGCUACGAACGCCGUCAGGGAGAACAGCAGCAGCAUCAGGAUCAACAAAUACAGCAGAAGCCCACAAAUCAAGCAAUGGCCGCUCUGCAGCGUAACGGAAGCGAUGAAAGCGAGAGCGUGGAUGAGGAGAAACUGUAUUUGGAUUCGUCGACAUCGGAGAAAAGUGCCAAACAGCAGAACACAUCGCCAUGCAGCUCCACGCUCUCCUCCUGGUGUCAGGCGGGCGAGUCACUCGCGGUAAAGGAUUGCAGCAGCAUGAGCAUCACCAGCAGCAGUGAUGGCAACAAUCAGCAUAGAAAUCAGGCUAACAAAGAGCAGAUCGAACAAGAGCAGGAUAUGUCGCUGGGUCUCGACGAUAUUAGUCUGAUGAACACGGACAUGCAAUUUAGCACCCUUUCUUCCAUAACGGAGACACCGAAGGCCACUGCUCAGCCCCAGGAUUCACUGCUCAAAAUGCACAUUGUGGACAACCGGGAGGGCUCCACUCUUGAAACCCAAGGCACAAAUGCAAGCCAACAGUGUGAGCGUCCACGCUCCUUCAACAAUGCGCUCAACGAGUCCAAGUUCGCGGAGCUUGCCUUGGCGAGCAGCAACUACCUGCUGGACGAUGAGACAUCGCCCACAGAUAGUCUGGUGAGCAGCACGGAGUCAGAGGAGGCUGUGGGCAAGCUGCAGAAGCAUAAACUCAAUGCUGAGCUGCAGGAGAAGGAUAUUGAUGAGAUCUCACCUGAACUUGAAGUGGGAAGUCCCAUCUCACCGGGCACACCCACACAUGCCUCCCAUUCGCUGUCCCUCGGCUCCGAUUGCGGCAAUCUAAUCGAUGAUGAAAUUGCCGAUCAGCCAGCAUUGCUCUUCAAUAGCGAUGCGCAGGAACCUGCUUCUGGAGAACUGAGCCUCGCUCAGCAAACAGACACACCCACGCUCAUGGAAACGCACACCCACACCGGUUCGUUGCGAUCGCUGAAGAGUCAGUCGAAGGCACGCACAGCCCUACAACAGGCCAUCGAAUUGAGUCUGCGAACUCCCGCCUCAAUACGCAAGGCCGUCAUGGAGCGUGCCGAGUCGCUGGACACACUCUCGCCCUGCGAAUCGAUAUGCUCCGACGAUCUCAUGAUGGACUUCGAUGUGAACAGCAGCAUGGACUCCAUAGAUCACACUACCUCGGUGCGCAGUCGCAGCGGCUCCGAUUUGCACCAAAUGGAACAGUCGGAGACGGAGCUCAUGGCCCAGCUGGAGCGGAAGAGCAGUAACGUCAUGCAGGAACUCAACAGCAUGUUGCGGCAGCGCAUGCAACGCAAUGGCGCCAGGGAGCGUAUCAGCGCUCACUUGCCCGCUCGUGCCACACGCCUCCUUAAUCGCUCGCGCCUACAGGAUCAGCAAUUGCAGCAAUGCGCUAACAACGCCAACGAUUCGGACAACAGUCUACGUUCCACACAGAGCGGCGGAGGUGGUGGUGGUAGUGGCGGCUUUGGAGGCGCCGCACGUAAACGCAACACACAACAUUCUCGCCCCUCAACGGCCUCCUCCACAUCCAGUCUGCAGCGGCGACAGCGCCAGCAACAGCAACAACCGGCAGCAGGCUCUUCCUCUUCACGUUGCAGUCAACGUCAUCUGGAGCUGCACAGCUCAUCGGACGAUCUCAUGUUAUAUGAUAAGUCAUUCAGGAAUGCAAUGAUACAGGAUGUGCUGCAAUUCAAGAAGCAGUUGCUGCGCUUGCGACGCAUUCUGCAGGAGACGGAAACGCUGAAUCCUUUUGAGCACGACAAUGUGCAGCUAUUUGCCGCUUGUGGUCUGGACAGUAAACAGCUGAACGAUAUCGAUUUGGCCAGCCUAACGUCAUCGACCACGGAGGAUCCACUACAGGAGUUAUCGGAUCUACGUAGACAGGUGGUUUACCUUCAGGGUCAAGUCGAUGAUCGUGAUCGGACCAUUCGCCUGCAGCGAGACCUCAUUGAGCAGCUGGAGGCUGAAAAGCGUCAAGCAUGCGUGCCCGGUGAUGGCGAAUUGGCCAAGGAGCUCAUUAGCAUGGCCACACAAACAGAGCGUACACGACCACUUGCAAUUGGUGCGGAGGGUUUGUCCAGAAGUAAGCCCGAAUAUACCAGCUAUACAACGCAUUUUCCAACACUGCAUUGCAAUGAUUCCACGGUGGCUGCCACCACAAUUAUACGCCAUCAGCAGCAGCAGCAACAUCAUCCGUGCAACAGCAACAACAGCAACACCAAUUGCCAGGCCUUGAACCAGACCCGUCGCCACACUAUUAUUUCCACAACAUUAACAAAUUACAAUCAACAAUUGGCAACAAACAUGCCACGACGCGCUUCCAUUGCCUGGGAUCCAGCUGAAGUUGCAACUGCGACUGCUGCAGCAACUAGAAAGGCAGCAGCAGCAGCAGCAACACCAACACCUGCUUACAAGCCGGUGCGUAUUACGCUCAUAGGCGAGCCCUUGCCCCCACAAAAUGGUUACCAUAAAGUGCAACCAACCCAACAACAACAACAACAGCAGCAAAAUGGCUUAAAGACACGCUACAGCAAUGGCGGCAGCUGCCACAGUGUGAAGAAGGCUUCUUCCAAUGGACAAACACAACAUUAUCAGCCGUUGUACAACAGCAACAAAAUGACAAACCCAACCGUAACUAUAGUCUGAUUUGAAUACCACACUUCUUCUUCGUCAACUUCUUCGCUCAGCUAACAAAACGCACAGAUAUCGCAGGUCUUCAAGAUUAAUGCGUAUAUUUACUAAACAUAAUGGAAACUCAAUACAAUGUCCAACACUUAUUUGUAUGUUUUACAACACUGGAACAGUCACAAAAUGAUCAGAGCAACUGCAAUUUGCACCACUUUUUUGUUGUAGAAUUUAUGGUAUGUAAGCAACAUUUUUAUUAUAAUUUAAAAUUUGAUUUCUAAUACCUGAGAACGCUAUAUAGCCGCUGAACUUGCCCAUUUUCCAGAAUAUUUUGCUCAAUUUCCAUUUUCUGAAAUUAGUUCAGGUUUUCAGAAUACGAAAAAGGGAUCCAAUGCGGACGAUGUUUGUGAAACAGAUAUAUGUAUCUUACGCUUAAAUAACCAACAUCCAAAUAACUCUUAAAUCAACCAGUUCCGAAAAAAAAAGUAUUCUUCACCUUUUUGAAAACCCUAUUAUAAUUGUCUGUACCUUUUAAAGCAUUCAAAUCCUUAGAAAGGAAUUUGAAAAGCUAGAUAAUCAAUAAAUUAGUCUAUUUGCCAGACAACUAUGUAUAUGGAAUCAUAAUCAGGCUACCCUUACAAUUAGGAUCUGCUCCGUUGCUAGAAUUAAAAUUCGAACUUAGGCCUCAUAACUUGAUUUCAAAAAUGGGGAAAAAAGUAUACCCGACUUUGAUUGUCUUGUGGAUUUUGUAAUUGUAGUAUUGAAAUGGCAGCUGGCUUAUUCUUCUGAUUAAUUAGCUUUUCUCAAUCUUGAGGGCUAAACUGAAAAAUGAGCAAAAUAUUAUACAGAAUUUAAAUCGCUAAUACCCUAAAUAGUAAUACCCUCACUUUUAUUAAUAAACUCUCGCUGUGCUCGUAAAUAUAGAAUGAGAACUCAAAAUACCGUGCUGCUAAAAUCGUUUUGUCUACCUCUUUCUUUGCUCAAAACUUCAUCUGCUUCUUCAUCCCCUCCGCCCCCACACUCUUCCUACACAAACUAUAAUUUUGAUGAUUUCGAAAUUAUUUCAAUCAUACUUAUACACAUACAUACUACAUACACAAAUUAUCGAAAACGCCGCCCUCCACAUAAUGUCAAUGGAACAUGAACAUAACAUAAUGUUAAUAGGAGAAUUGUUGGAUUAAUUUACAGUUAUGGGCAGUUGCAGUUGCUCACUGAUUCCCCCAUCCCUGCUCCCUCCCACACACUGCGUAGCUUUUAAAGCAGUACUCCAAGCAGUGUCAACGAUUUAAAUAUCGAAAUACUGGAAUGUGUAAAUGCAAAUUAAAUUAAACCUUACUUAAAGAAAACAAACAUAUUUAUACACGCAAAUGAAUUAUGCAACUCAAUUAAAUUAAUUUAGUGGAUUAUAUAAAAACUGCAUUAUAUACUACACAUAUGUAUCUAUGUAUAUGGCACAGACUCUGAUUCUGACGAGUUAAAGGCCACCAUAAGCAUUCUAUGGUAAUAAUUAUUAAUACUAGUUCUGUUAUUUAAUUUUUAGUUGUAGCUUUUGUGUUGUAAUUAUUGUCUCCUUCUAUCUACAAGUGCUUAAUGGCAUCAUUAUUUUAAUUGUAAGAAAAUAGACAUAAAACGAUUCUAUAUAUUUAUAGCAAGUUAUCAAAGUAUUAUUUUCAUUUCUACUAGAGCACAAUACCUUCUAAAUAUGAACAAGUAAUUAUAAUACUAUACAUACAUUUAUUAUAGCUAAAAAAAAAACAUACGUAUAUGGUAUGUACUGUAAACAGUGGAAUAUAAGCAGCAUCCAUAAGC